AGUGCCCUCCGCGAAGAAACGAAGCCCGAGCGAGCAGACCAGAGACGGUAGCAGCAGUGCUCGGAACUCGGAAGCAUGGAGAGGGCGGUCCCGGUGCGGAAUCCUCACACCUCGACGGCCGACCUGCUCACGUGGUCGCCGACCGGCGCCGACGCCCCGGCCGCCUCGCCGGCCGCCUCCUCCCGCCCCAGCCUCAAGCCCGCCGGGGGGAUCACGCCGGCGAUGUUCGGCGCGCCGGUGAGCGAGCACGAGGCCGAGGAUCUGAGCAACAGUGAAAGGAAAUUGGUCUCUGGCUACAAGAUGAAAGAGAUGACUGGGAGUGGGAUUUUUGCUGAAAAGGGUGAAUAUGGUGAUUCAGAGUCUGCAAAUCCUGCUAACAGAACUUCGGUGAGGAUGUAUCAGCAAACUGUUACUGGAAUAAGCCAGAUCUCAUUUAGUGCUGAUGGAAGUGUAUCUCCAAAGAAGCCGUCAUCACUGCCUGAAGUGGCUAAGCAGCGAGAGCUUAGUGGCACAUUCGAGAGUGAUGCUGAAGCUAAAAUUAACAGGCAGCUUUCUGAAGCCAAGAACAAGGAGCUUAGCGGGAGUGAUAUCUUUGGUCCACCUCCUGAGACCCCUGCAAGGCCAUUGGCUGCUCGUAAUAUGGAGUUACAAGGAAAUCUAGAUUUUGCACUUCCACAACCAAGAAGUGUCCACACAUCAGUGAAAGUAUCUAAUCCUGCUGGAGGUCCAAGCAACAUCACGUUCAGCGAGGAUCCUGUAACAAAAACAUCAAAGAAAAUUCACAACCAGAAGUUCCAAGAGCUGACAGGCAAUAACAUCUUCAAGGAGGAUGCUUCCCCUGGUUCAGCUGAGAAGUCUCUGAGCUCGGCGAAGCUCAAGGAAAUGAGUGGCAACGACAUCUUCUCUGACGGGAAGGCGUCUUCACGAGACUACCUCGGUGGUGUCCGGAAGCCCCCUGGUGGCGAGAGCAGCAUUGCGCUGAUCUAAUGAUUGUAGACUGCUCUAAUCGGGACUGGCUAGUCCUCAUCGGCAAAGCGUGUGCUCUUCCCAACACCAUGCUUGUGAUCUAAAUUAUGGUGGAUACUUUAGCCCUAAUAUAAUGCAGAGUCGCAGAGUCUGACUCCGGUCAUAUCUUGUACGCUUAUGCGUGAUCCAUGAUCCAUCCUUGGUUUCUGCUACUUAUGUAUUAAUCUCACCGUACUGAGAACCUGCGAAUAAGUAUCAUGGACUAAGGCAUCAUUGACAAGGCUGUCAUCUGGAGCUUA
Molecule: messenger RNA, 1265 nt
Organism: Brachypodium distachyon (stiff brome)
Lineage: Eukaryota; Viridiplantae; Streptophyta; Magnoliopsida; Poales; Poaceae
Exons: 5
Coding region: 76-987 (303 amino acids)
Source: RefSeq, a predicted model, not a curated record